GAGACAGUACCACCACCGGACACGAGAAAGAGAGACAGAGAGACACAGAGAAAGAGAGAGCGAGAGAGAGAGAGAGAGAGAGAGAGAGAUUGCGCUAGGCGAGGGACGAGAGUGUUGGUUGGAAACACACAAGGUGGAUGAUUCUCGUGCGUGCAGCAGCAGCAGACACACCACCGUGCGUCUUUACGCUCAGAGAUCACCCAGCCCUGAUCUCCUAACCUCUCCUCUUUCUUGCUUGUCUAGCAGCAGCUUCACCUGCGAAGCCACAGCGGAGGACAGCGGAGCUUCUCAGCGGACACUUUGCUGACUGAGAGACGGACGCACGGAAACCUCAGCGUACUUUAACCAUGGAGGAGAGUCAGUCGGAGUAGGGUAACUUACUACAACCUACACCAUCCACAAGCAGACUGUCACAAAGGACGCCAAUCUUCAAGAUGGCCCGAUAAAUUCUUAACGCCGUGCUUCGGAGAUUGGAUUGUCCAUCUCUCAGUAGCGCACGAGACGAGCAGAGAGGCCGUUAUUUGGUUAUUUCAGUCUUCAGAUGGACCGUGUGCCAUCCGCACUUGCUGGUAAGAUGCGCUGGAUCACACUGGUGCUUGCCGGCUUGACUUUCUGGGGCAAAGUUACAAUUUGUAACUGUUUCGACUACGAGGAGCCAGACUAUGAAUAUUAUGAGGAAGAGAGAGCGGAGACCAUUGACUACAAGGACCCCUGCAAAGCUGCUGUAUUUUGGGGUGACAUCGCAUUAGAUGAGGAAGACCUGCGCAUGUUCCAGAUUGACAGGACGAUAGACCUGACACAACACACACACAUGCACACACACUCUCGACAGGGGCACACGUCUGGUGGAAUCGAGGAACAUGAAACUCUGAAGAAGAGAGGGUCUUUAUACCUUCUGCUAGAAAGAAUACGUAGGUUUGGUUUUGAUUAUCUCCCCAAAAAUGACAGCAAGGGAGCUGCCAGUCCAAAGAGCCAAAGUGGGAAAGCUGGGAAGAAUGGAAAGUUUGUGAAAACUCGUAUUCCUCGAGCAGCCACUUCCCGAGCUGAGAGGAUAUGGCCUGGAGGAGUCAUUCCCUACGUCAUAGGAGGAAACUUCACUGGCAGUCAGAGGGCCAUGUUCAAGCAGGCCAUGCGCCACUGGGAGAAACAGACAUGCGUGACUUUCAUUGAGAAGACAGAUGAAGAAAGCUACAUAGUCUUCACCUACAGACCAUGCGGGUGUUGUUCCUAUGUGGGUCGUCGUGGAAACGGGCCCCAGGCCAUCUCCAUAGGAAAGAACUGUGACAAGUUUGGCAUUGUGGUGCAUGAACUGGGCCACGUCAUUGGCUUCUGGCACGAACACACGCGGCCCGACCGUGACGAUCACGUGACCAUCAUCCGGGAUAACAUCCAACCAGGCCAGGAAUAUAACUUCCUCAAGAUGGAGCCAGGGGAGGUGAACUCUCUUGGGGAGCCAUAUGAUUUUGAUAGCAUCAUGCACUACGCCAGGAACACCUUCUCACGUGGGAUGUUCCUCGACACCAUCCUUCCAUCCAGAGAUGAAAAUGGGGUCCGGCCUGCAAUUGGUCAGCGGACCAGGCUCAGUAAAGGAGACAUUGCACAGGCAAGAAAGCUGUAUAGAUGUCCAGCAUGUGGGGAGACGCUCCAAGAGUCAACAGGCAACUUCUCAUCUCCUGGUUACCCCAAUGGAUACCCUUCAUACACACACUGUGUCUGGAGAAUAUCUGUCACACCCGGAGAAAAGAUUGUUCUGAACUUCACCACCAUGGAUCUGUACAAAAGCAGUCUGUGCUGGUAUGACUACAUUGAAGUUCGAGAUGGAUACUGGAGGAAAGCUCCGCUGCUUGGCAGGUUUUGCGGAGAUAAAGUUCCCGACGUCUUGAUUUCAACUGAUAGCAGGAUGUGGAUUGAGUUCCGCAGCAGCAGCAACUGGGUAGGAAAAGGCUUCGCUGCCAUUUACGAAGCGAUCUGUGGAGGGGAAAUCACCAAGGACUCGGGGCAGAUUCAGUCUCCCAAUUAUCCUGAUGACUACAGACCCUCCAAAGAGUGUGUGUGGAGGAUCGCUGUAUCUGAGGGAUACAACGUUGGGCUCAGCUUCCAGGCCUUCGAGAUCGAGAGGCACGACAGCUGCGCUUACGAUUACCUGGAAGUUCGGGAUGGCCCGCUCGAAACAAGCCCUCUGAUUGGGCGAUUCUGUGGCUACGACAAACCCGAGGAUGUGCGCUCUACCUCACACACGCUGUGGAUGAAGUUUGUCUCAGAUGGGACUGUAAACAAGGCCGGCUUUGCUGCUAACUUUUUCAAAGAGGAUGAUGAGUGUGCCAAGCCAGACAAUGGUGGAUGUGAACAGAGGUGUGUAAACACUCUCGGCAGCUUCAAGUGUGCCUGUGACCCAGGUUAUGAACUAGCCCCUGACAAGAAGAGCUGUGAAGCGGCAUGUGGUGGUCUUCUAUCAAAGUUAAAUGGGACCAUUAGCACACCUGGCUGGCCUAAAGAGUACCCACCCAACAAAAACUGCGUGUGGCAGGUGGUGGCGCCCACUCAGUAUCGCAUCUCCAUGCAGUUUGAAGCGUUCGAGCUUGAAGGCAACGAGGUGUGUAAAUACGACUACGUAGAAGUGCGCAGCGGCCUCUCAUCCGACUCUAAGCUGCAUGGUAAAUACUGUGGUACCGAGGUCCCGGAGGUCAUCACCUCUCAGUACAACAACAUGAGGAUUGAGUUCAAGUCGGACAACACCGUUUCUAAGAAAGGCUUUAAAGCUCACUUCUUCUCAGACAGACUGGCACAGUGUCAGGAGCGUAUGUUUGUGUUUGAGUCGUGCCAGGACGUAACGCGCGUCAGUUCAACUCGUGGUCAUGUCGGCACCAGGCUGGCAAUCUCAUCAAAGGUCAGAGGUAACAUGACCUCACAAUCGGGAUUGAUCUCUGAUUGGCUCUGGUCAAUUAAGGGAAUGGAUAGAUCCUACUUUAUUGAUGUGGAUCCUUUCUUUAUCCAUUCUGCUCCAGAAGGAAACGUUCUGUGUCCCAGUAUUGUACAAAUUAUUGAUAAAAUCUAUGAUUCGGUGGACUAAAAUUGUGAUAAUAUGGAGUUAUGAGAUGCUAUCCUACAACUUUCUGUCAUCCAUAUUAAAGCUCCCAACUAGGCCUUAAAUGAAAACCCUUAAAAAAUUAGUAAGUAAAGUAAAUAAUGGAAUUACCCAUAAUGAAUGUGUAGUUAUUGUUUUAUGUCACACAGUGUUUGCAUGAUAGCUAAUAUGGAAAAAAGUAAUGAAGAAAGUGGUGAGUUUGAUCAAUUUACAGGUUCUAAAAUAUUCAGCAAAUAAAUGUACUAUAUGGCUACUUACUGUUUACUGAAUGAAAAGUAAUAUACACUACCUGUCCAAAAACAAGUCAUCACCUGGUUAACUAAGCAAACUAAGACUUACACUAGAUAAUGACUGCAGUGAUUACUAUGUUUUGGAUGGUAACAGGUUAUUUAACCAUAACUGAUGCUGUGAGGAGCUUAACCAACCAUGUUAGAAGACAUAUCCUGUGGUUGUGAAAAACCUGUUAUGGUUUUUCAGAAGGAUUGAAAGGGUUAUUGGUUUGCAUCAGGCAAAUAAAACAAAUGGAGAUUGCUGAACCAAGUAGCAUUAGGUUUACACAUUAUUAAAGACCUUGAAGUAUAAUGGAGAACCAUCAUCUUCACCAAAGAAGUGUGGCUCCAGUUUGCUGAAGACCAUAAUGACUGGACUCUGGAACAAUGAAAGUAGGACAGUGAUGCGAGUCAGAGGAGAGGCAAAUGAAGCAAUACUCCCUACUGCCAGCCUCUGGCUACAGUCCUAUGAUCUGGGUUUGGUUCAGUUGGUCAGGUCUUGAUUCAGCAGCGUAAUGUGGCCCUGCAAAAAAAUGAGGUUAGUUGAGUACCUGAAUACACUGAGUGGUCAGCUUUUUCCAUCAGCGGAUUUUUGCUUCCUUGUUGGUGGUUCCAAGAUGACAAUGCCAGGAUUCAUCAGGCUCUAAGAGUAAAAGAGCAGUUUGGGAAGCAUGACACAUCACUCUUUGGCUUGGUAAUCACAGAGUGCAGACCUUAAUCCCAUUAAGAAUGUUUGGGAUGCGCUGAAAAAGACUCUCCCAUCAUCAAUACAGGAGAAAAAAAUCCAAGUCUAGAUGGAAAUGAAUGUGGUCACAGUGCAAACUGAAACAACACCCCUCAAAUCUGUGCCAUCAAAGCUGGCCAAAAGAAAUAUAGCAUGCAUGAUGUGAAAAAAGCUUUUUAUUAUCCAAAAUGUUUAAGUAUUGUCACCAUCAUGUAUUUUCAUAAAUCCAGGCCAUGAUUAUCGUAUGCAAAUAUAUGUACGUUGAUUUUUUUUUAAACUGCAAUCUCAAAGACAGUCUUAAACAGUAUGAAAUUGGGACACAGCCCAUUUUCCACUAAAAAUACAACAAAUGUUCCCCGCUUGCUGUUUCAGGGAGAAAUUUGUUGGAUGUUAUGAUACAGAUUUCUCUUUUUUACUCAAACAAUUUACUGCAAACUUGAAGAGAAAAUCAGGACAGUUUAAACUUCAGAGGAAGAAAAGCUGUUAACUGCAUUCAACUAACCUGCAGCACACCUUUAACACACAGCUAAACAGUUCAGUGGGGCAGGCUUGCAAAAGGAAAGUACUCAGAUACGAAUAAUGUGCGUACUUGUGUGUUAAAAGCUGCUGUGUGGCUCAGUUACUGUCAGAAGCUUUUAGGGAUAGCUUUUGGUUGGUGAACAGCCAGCAGCUUUAGGGAGGUCCCCUCAGCCUCCCACAUACUACUAAUCCGUGUGUGUGUGUGUGCGUGUGUGUUUGCCCGUGCGUGCGUGUGGACAUUUUGUGCUUGACCUGAAGACAACUACAAUGAACACUGUGUAGCAUCGACCGCAAAGCUUCUUAGCCUGUGAUAGGGUGAGACUGAGCCCACAAUAGCACUGUAAUACCACAGCAGACACAGACAAACACACACGGAGAAAGAGAGGGAGAGAGAGAGGAUUUAGUGGUUUCAUUAAAAGCAGAUCUAGUUUGAUUCACAAGCUCCAAAGUUGAAGUGAGACUCGGCGUCUGUGUCUAAUCUCACAUCUCUUUAUAGGAAUCUGUUUCUCUCUCAGUCACAAACACACUGUGCUCCCACACUCUCCCCAUACAUCCUCUGUCUUCCUGUGCGGUCUGCAAUCCAUCCUCACCUCCUCUGCCUCUUUCUGUCUCCGCGCUUAACGUGGCAACCCCGAGCAGAGCGAACCUUCCGUUGCUUCUUCCGCCUCCACCCGGUAUUCAGCCUCACCAAAGUCUUUGUUCUCACCCAGCCCAUCCUGUGGUGAAUCCAAGUGGUUAGAGGACACCACAAAUUGAGUAUGAGGGAGAGAAAAUGAUUGGGAAGUGAGUUUGUUUUUGGACUUUAAAACGUUUCCACCUUUAACCUGCAACCGGAUCAAUUUGAUCAAACUCUGUGCCAAGCCAAACAUUUUACUAUAACACAAACAAUCUGUGUCUGUUUACCUAAAAAUCCUCUUACAUGAUCGGGAGUGGUGCAAACAACAUUGGUACACAAGUACAUCUUAAGCCCUGAAGGUUGUCAUCUAUAUCAGCCAUUAUGAUGUCAUCAUGUUGCCAGUUACCAAGAGGAUAAAAUAAUCCAUUUGCAGCUUUUAUGCAUCUAUAACACCGAAAGGUACUGUAUCAUUGACAUUUCACAACAAUUACUAAUUUCUAAUUUAUAGCAACAAAUUGAUUGAUGCUUGAUAUAUUCAUCAACAUCAGCAUGUUACCUAGCAACCGCAUAACAAUGGACUAAAAGAUGAACAGACCAAACAAUACUCUAGCAUGCGCAUUUACUUGGUGUUCAAAUCUUAUUUUAAAAUUCUAUUCAGAUUCUUCAGAUUCCCAAAACAUUCGCAAGACACCACAUGUUCACUCUGAAUUUUGAGGUAAUGUGUAUUGAAUGAUAAAACAAACUAUUUAAUUUAUAUUAACCUUGUGAAUAUUUUUUCAUAUUUUGCAUAUUUAAUGGAGUCUUUUACUCAGUACAACCAAUAUGUAGCUCCAAUAAUAAUCUAACAUAAUUAUGUAGUAUAUGAUGGGACUGUAAAGUACCAUGGUGGGGUAUAAACAUAAAUACAGAGGCUUAAAGGUUCCAAAAGUGACUAAGAAGUUUUUAUUGGAUUCUGACCAAUUCCCUAUACAGUUGAUGAAUGAUGAAAUCUUUUAUGUAUCAGCACAUAGCAAAAAUGAAUGAGGAAUUGAAAAAAAUCAUACAGUUUAUGACAUGCAGUUGGGCAAAUAAUUAUUUGAUCACCCGCUGGAUUUGCAAGUUUGCUCACUUCCAAAGAAAUGAACUCUCUCUCACUUUUACUAUAGUUUCAGUUUAAUGCAGCAAGAGAUAUAUCAGCUGAAAAUGCAAAAAAAACCCACAUUACAACACACUACAUAAAAGAGACUUGCUAGACCACUGAAUGACAUUCAUUUGCUUCUUCUUUAGCCACUCCUUUGUUGCCUUGGUGAUAUUUUUUGGGUUGUUGUCAUGACACAUCCACGACCCAUCUUCAGUGUUCUGGCUGAGGGAAGGAGGUUCAUUCAUUGUUCCCUUAAGGCAGUGAAAUCCUGCUGUACCCUUAGCAGAAAAACAAAACCAUAAUGUUUCCACCUCCAUGCUUGACUGUGGGGAUGGUGUUCUUUAGGUCAUACUCAGCAUUUCUCCUCUUUCCGACUUGGCAGAUGAAGUUGACACCAAAGAGUAUGAUUUUGAUUUCAUUUGACGACAACACUUCCCCCCCAAGCCUUUUCUGAAUCAUUAGAUGUUCACGGCCAAACUUAAGACAGACCUCUGCCUUCUUGAGUAGGGAGACCUCAUUGGUGCUGCACGGUAUAGUGUGUUAAUAGUGGUGUUCUUGGUGACUUUGGUCCCAACUGUCUUCAGGUCAUUACCAAAUCUACCACCUUUUUCAUGAUCAUCCUAACCCUGUGAUUCAAGAUCUUGCCUUGAGCACCAGACCAAGUGCAAUUGAUGAUCAUUUUAUGUUUCUUCCAUUUCCUGAUAUUCACACUAGUAGUUGUCAACGUCUCACCAAGCGUCUUGCGGAUGGUGUUGUUGCUCACUAUGCCUUGUGCAGGUCUUCAAUCUUGUAAUUUGUGUGCCACAUGGACACACAGCCAAUUUGUGGGAGCCAGAAUUCAGACUGUUUUGAUUCAAAUACUUAUUUUACUCAAUGACAUGCAAAUCAAUUUAUACAUUUUAUGUAAUGUGUUUUUUUCUGGAUUUUUGGUUGAUAUUCUGUCUCUCUACACUAAAAUACGAAUAACAUAAACAGAGACUGUUCAUUAGAGUGUAUGCAUGUUGAAAGUUAUGGACAUGAUGUUAUUACUUCCAUCUGAUAGCUGUAUAAAUCACUGCAGAUGGUUUGAAGUUUCUUCCAUCAUUAGAGAAAGCCAAGUGCAUCCCAAAGCUUACUCCUGUGGUUCUACCCUACCCAUUAAUUAAGAGACCCUUCAGCAGCCACGCGUGCUUUCAGUCUGUGUUACACUCAUAACAAAGAGAGGUUACAGGGGCUCGACUGCAACUGGGCCCCAGACUAAAACAAGUACACAAACAAGAUACACAAGUAGGGUAUGUUAACAAAAAACAGAUGAAACUAAUCAGGGACAAGUUAAUGGAUCACAAAGUAGGGACAACUAAGGAUGCAAAACAACACAUUGGGACACACAAGGGAAGUAAUACUUUCAAAAUAAACACAAAGAAUAAUCAAAAUUCAGUAAACCUAAAUAAGACAGCUGCUGUGACCUGAACGUAGACGAUUGCAACACAACAACAGACUUACACAAACUAACAAACUUCAGAAAGUUUUUUUUGUUUUCUUUCGUUAGAUAUUCUUCUCUGUGGCAAUCAAUGCAAACUUUUGCCUUUUUGAGUAACUUCUCCUUUAUUGAUCUCCAGCUGUUACUGUAGUAAAAAAACAAAAGUAAGCUGCAGAGAGCGUUCAAAGCCGGGAUGGCUCACUUGAUCAUCCUGCUGGGCUUUAACUCUCAGCCUUGCAAUAAAAUGUUUAACUUGUCUUCAUUUUCUCCUUUUCCACUGCACCCGCACCUCAUUACUGUCCUCUUUUGUUUCUCUCCCUUCCCACCAUCUCAUCUCUCUGAUGUUUCCACAUCACUGACGUGUUGCAUGUGUAUC
Molecule: messenger RNA, 8168 nt
Organism: Haplochromis burtoni (Burton's mouthbrooder)
Lineage: Eukaryota; Metazoa; Chordata; Actinopteri; Cichliformes; Cichlidae
Gene: tll1
Product: tolloid-like 1
Exons: 17
Coding region: 542-3070 (842 amino acids)
Biological process (GO): proteolysis
Molecular function (GO): metalloendopeptidase activity; calcium ion binding; zinc ion binding
Source: RefSeq, a predicted model, not a curated record